AUGACGACAUUUUCGACAUUGGAUGCGUUGACCAGUCUAACCCAAUCCAUACCGGAUUGGAACAAACGACUAGACGACUUGAACGGCCAAAUAGCUUUACGACAAAUCGAGCUUGCACGCUUGACCGAUCACAAACCUGCACGCUCCGUGAAAAAUAAAGGUUCUACCGAGUCCCUACGACCCAAAGAUAGCGAAGAAGCCAUCACCGAAUCCGAAAAGCCCAAGCAAGCCCCCUCAUCUCCCAUCGGCUCCCCCAAAUCCGCACAAAAUGGUUUCUCCUCCGACGCCCGACCCAAUUCCCCAUCCGUAGCUCGAGCUGCUGCCGCCGCCGCCCUUGAAUACAACCAAUCCCCGUCUCAAGCAGCUCCCCAAUCGCCCGAGCCCCUUACUCCCCGAGCAUCUCCCAACGCUCUAACGCGGCAAUCCUCGCAACCUACACCCCCUACGGAACCCCUACCACGAGCCCCCGCCGUCCUUCGAAAACGCAAGACGGAAUCCCUCGCAUCGGGAAACUCACACGCCCCAAAAUACAGAACCAGAUCCAUGAUUAUAGUGUACUACGACAGCGCGGUCCAGACCGCUUUUGAGGACCUCGUCAAAUUCGUAAGCGGAAAUCGGAAUGCAAUGAGAAAGGGGAAAAUGGCCGCCAAAAUGGCAGAAAUGAGACGCGCUGCCGAAAUGGAAGCCGAGGAAGAAAGCGAUGAUGAAUCGGAAUCCGAGGCUUCAAAAGUUCUGGGUAGCGCGUUGCUCAAGCCUUCGUUGCCAUCUCAAGCGGGCUCGGACCCAGCUGCCAAUGGGACAAAUGGAGAUACUCGCGCGGGAGCGAAACUCAAAUUCCCAUCGUCGAGAAACAUGGGUUCGACUCGCGAUCGCAAGACAAUUGGAAAUACGAUGAAUGUAUUACGAGGGUAUCGCCGAGCGGGCGGGGGAAUCGAAGGAGCGGGAGGAAAUUCCCCCGAUAUAUUUGAUGAACUCGAUAAGGGACUCGAAUGGUGUCAAGGCCAGUGCGAACACGCUGCUCACCAAUUCCUCCGCGAUGGAGAGUGCAGUACGGAGAUUGAGAAUAUCAAAAGGAGAUUGGGGGAAGUAAAGGAGAUUGCCGAGAGGAAGAUUGAGAAGUUGAGAGCGGAGGAGGCGUUGCAAUUGGAGUUGGAUAAGAAGAAUGAAAAUGAUGUUUCGAAAGAGGAUCCACUUGUUGAUGGAUCGAAAUCUAUGCCAGCAAUAGCUCCUGUCUUUAAUGGACCAGUGGAGUUGGAGGUCGAUGAUGCGAUGGAAGUGGAUGAUGAUGACGAUGAUGAUGAUAAUGACGGUUUUGAUCCGAGGAAAUUGAUCUUUAAGCGAUCCGGGGAUAGGAUGCCCUGA
This is a messenger RNA of Botrytis fragariae, 1362 nucleotides long. RefSeq lists its product as uncharacterized. NCBI's taxonomy places the organism in Eukaryota, Fungi, Ascomycota, Leotiomycetes, Helotiales, Sclerotiniaceae. The record is from RefSeq and is a predicted model, not a curated record. The transcript has a single exon. The coding region runs from base 1 to 1362 and encodes 453 amino acids.